AUGAAGGUAUACGCUAGUCUAUGGGAUGCAAAAGACCCGGCCACAAGAGGCGGCCUUGUCAAGACUGACUGGUCACAGUCUCCCUUUACUGUUUCCUUGAGAAAUUUCAAGGCCGAUGCUUGUGCAUGGAGCUCUGGGAAAUCUUCUUGUGGAUCAAACUCCACAAAGCCAUGGUUCUCUCAGGAACUUGAUGCCACCAAUCAAGCCAGACUGAAACGGGUGCAGCAGAAUUACAUGAUAUACAAUUAUUGUACAGAUGCCAAACGUUUUCCUCAGGGCUUCCCUCCAGAAUGCACCGCCAACAACUCCACAGCCUAA
Molecule: messenger RNA, 318 nt
Organism: Coffea eugenioides
Lineage: Eukaryota; Viridiplantae; Streptophyta; Magnoliopsida; Gentianales; Rubiaceae
Product: xyloglucan endotransglucosylase/hydrolase protein 22-like
Exons: 1
Coding region: 1-318 (105 amino acids)
Biological process (GO): glucan metabolic process
Cellular component (GO): apoplast; cell wall
Molecular function (GO): hydrolase activity, hydrolyzing O-glycosyl compounds; xyloglucan:xyloglucosyl transferase activity
Source: RefSeq, a predicted model, not a curated record